This is a messenger RNA of Polychytrium aggregatum, 2516 nucleotides long. RefSeq lists its product as uncharacterized. The transcript has 3 exons. The coding region runs from base 93 to 2390 and encodes 765 amino acids. NCBI's taxonomy places the organism in Eukaryota, Fungi, Chytridiomycota, Chytridiomycetes, Polychytriales. The record is from RefSeq and is a predicted model, not a curated record.
CCCGUCUGUCGCCGUCCCAGCAACCCGCUGCGAAUCUCCCUCCCCUCUCACCCCUGCCUCACAACUUCCGUCUCUGUACCCCUCCGCGCACCAUGGCAUUCCCGAUCCAGCUCUUCAGGGUCGCGCUGUCGACUGAUGCCCGAACCAAAGCUUACGUCAUCCAGUGCCUGUCGUCGACCAAGAAGCCUGCCGAGCGAUACAUCAUCUAUCGCGAUCUCGACGAGGUCGUUAGGCUCGAGGCCAGCUUGCGCAAGAGCAAGAUCCGGAUGUUCUACUCGCUCAAGUCCCGACUCGUGGACCUGACCAUUGCCGACAUGGACAUCUGUCCCGAGAUCGAGUUCUACCUCAACAACCUGCUGAAUAUCCCGGCUAUCAACAACAACUCCCACUUUGCAAGCUUUGUCAGCAACGAUACACUGCCCGAGUUCAUCCCGCUGCCCAGGAAAUCGCGUCGAAGCACCGGGCUUGAAUCCGGGGCCGACGCCACGGCCGAGGCUGAUGCUUCCCCGGUUACCGAAGAUGCUGGUCCAUCCGCAUCCACCGACCCCAUUCCCCUUCGCCUGUCCCCCGAGCCCGAAGAGUCGCAACCCGAAGACAGCCUUCCUGAGGAGAUUGCCCUCAGCCUCGACAACCUGGCCCGCCUCCCAACAGACGAUUUGCUCUACGCCCAGAGCAUCGCAUCCAAGAACUCCAUUAGACACAUCUCUCUCGAUCUUGGCGAAGACGGCGGCGAUGAUGCGGCCGCUAUUCCCUCCGGCUCGUCGUCGUCCUCGAAUCUGGUUGCCCCAGGCUCUUCCACAACCACCUUGGCCGAGCCGGCAGAGACCAGCCCCAUGACUCCGACCCCGGCCCUUUCCGACCCAAAGUCGCUCCCCGCCAAACAGACCAUCACCACCCUCAAGCGCAACCUGUCCAAGCUGCGCGAAAAGAACCCGAUCCGACGGCUAUCUCUCUACCGCCAGAAGAAAGACUUUGACGAGCUCGACGACGAGAGCCGCUACGUCAACGCCCGAUAUCCGAGCAUGUACUUCAAGAACGAGAGCAGCCAGGAGCCCGAAGUGGCCUCGGUCAUGAGUGUCUCGCACUGGGACGCCGACGCUGACAGUAUUGCCGACAGUAUUGCCGACAGCAUUGGUGAUAGUAUUGGUGAUAGUAUCGCUGAUGACACUGCCGACAGUGAGCUCACGAAACCGGAAGCCGAUACCGAGCAAGACCAAGACCAAGACCCCGGCUCGACCCCGGGAUCGUUCGGCGAGCUCUCGAGCCUAGAAACGACACCCAGAGCCAGCGAAGAUACCCAACGAAACUCAAGCUCGGCAACACUGUCCAAGGAUACUGGAAUGAUUCACCUAGAACAUUCGGUGACAGCACCAUCCCUCGCCGAGUCUGCCUUCCUCUCAAGAGACGCCAUUGAAGUGCUUCCUGAUAGAUUUGCUGUGCCUGCUUCCUCGGGCAUCACCUCCAUCGCCGCAACUGCUGCUCCUGCGUCGGAACCCGCCAUUGCGCUGGCUCGACAGAGCAGUGUCAACGACCAAGCCCAUACUGCUUCCCACGCCCCCUCAACUGCCAAGCCAGACCCCAAGUCACCGACAGAGAGUUUCCGCGGCAGCAUCGAAGUCCCUCGCCCAGUCUCCACCAUCGGAGACCAGUCGCCGGCGAUGGCGACCUCGCCCUCGUCCUCGUCGUCGUCGUCGAUCUUGCGCACAUCCGCAGUAAUCAAUACGAACUCUCUGCGAUGGUCCGACUCGGUGCGUGAACGCGAACCCCGGCUAUCCGUCUCGGCCUCCAGCAUCACCAGCUCUACCACCACCAUCACGAACGAGCAGCCCAAGCCCCCCCAGCCCAGUGAUGUGCUCGAGUCGAUCCGGUCGACGCUCCAGCGCUCGACCUCACGAUCCAGCUCUCGGCGCCAGAGUGUCUUGCGGGUGCAGCUGCCCGUUCCGGCGAUCACCGCCAGCCCACUCCUCCCGGCCAGCCCGAUCAGCCCCGAGUCGUUCUAUCUCCCUAUGGGCUCGCACUCCAGGAUAUUUCCUGCACCGGUGCUGGCGUCUGCAAGCUGCGGCCCGCUGAUCUCCCUCGCCGGAUUGCCGAGCCCGACUCUGCCUCUGAGCCCGAGCUUGCCUUCGCCGCCUGAAGCUACUUUGAGUGACUCUGAGUCGGUUCCGACGGAGCGACCUCGCCGCGACUCACUCGACCUUGGAGCCAUUGGAAACCUGCGCCGGUCACUCUCUGCCCGACGACAGUCUCGCCGCCAAUCCUUGUCCGAGGCUGAGGAUAGCGACAAGCCGAUCGAGAUUGGCUCUGUCCCCAACUAUCACACCUGGGGCCGCAAGCCCAAGCAAACCCCGCAGCAACAACAACAGCAGCAGCAGCCCGGGGCCGUAUGCUGAGACACAGUGGUUUCGCAGCCGCAGACAGGGGGGGCUUACUCCUCUCCGCUCUGAUUCGGCGCUGACAACACAGCGCCAGUUGCGCCAGCGCUUCCUCAUCGGUGAUUUCCGCUUGCUUGCAUGCUU